Messenger RNA from Doryrhamphus excisus (bluestripe pipefish), 4300 nucleotides. The record is from RefSeq and is a predicted model, not a curated record. Lineage: Eukaryota; Metazoa; Chordata; Actinopteri; Syngnathiformes; Syngnathidae.
GUUAACGCACGUCUGGCCGCCGCUGCUUUUAUGUAAAUACUGUAAAUAAAUUUGUCACACAUGAUGUCUGUUUUUCCGCCUUUACUUUUUACGGCCACCUGUGUGACGCAACGUGGCCAUGCUAGAUGAGCAAAGCAACCCUGCAGUGAAAGGUUAGCCGCGGGUGCAGAGAGGGAAGUCCAGCAACAGAUGGAUUUAAGAGGGAUUACAUCAAUCAGGGUGGCUUUGGGACAUCAAUUCCUGAGAAAGACAGUCCAGCGGCGUGGAGACAAGACAGGAAGUCUACAUCCUUAUCGUCGUGGUUGCGGUGCGGCGUGCGGCUUGGAGACGUGAGAGUCGCCUGAGAUGAAGAGAUGAGCGAGACGUGGAAAGUGUAGUUACCUCCUGCAAGGCACAGGAAUCCAUCAUCUGAUGUGGAAAGCGUAGUUACCUCCUGCAAGGCACAGGAAUCCAUCAUCUAUGAGCGAGACGUGGAAAGUGUAGUUACCUCCUGCAAGGCACAGGAAUCCAUCAUCUGAUGAGCGAGACAUGGAAAGCGUAGUUACCUCCUGCAAGGCACAGGAAUCCAUCAUCUGAUGAGUGAGACGUGGAAAGCGUAGUUACCUCCUGCAAGGCACAGGAAUCCAUCAUCUAGUCCAUCAUGAUGCCCCGGCCGGCUGGUCGUCACCAGGAAGUGGAGAGAAAGUGAAGAGAGGUGAGGGGAGAGGAGAGCGAAGCCACAUCCGACUACUUCCUGUCUCCGGCGUGCGGCCAUGUGGACUCUUUGAGGACGCUCCUCGCCCCAACAGGAAGCAUCGGUUCUUCCAUCUUUCCUUUCCACACCUCCCCCGUCGCCGCCGCCACCCCGCCCGUCCUCGGCCAUGCCGGAGCGCCUGUCUCGACGCUCUCGCUCCCUGCUCUCCCUGACCUUGACCUCCAUGGCCCUGGCGCUGUCCAUCCUGGCGCUGUGCACCUCCUACUGGUGCGAGGGCACCCACAAGGUGGUUAAGCCCCUCUGCCUGUCGCCCGUCAAGAUGAAAAACUGCGGGCAGAACAACAGCGAGCCUUACACCACAGAGAGCCCCACCCAAAACCCUUUCAACCGAACGCUGUCCCCAGCCCGGCGGGAGGAGCUGGCCAAGAUCCGGCAGCGGCAGCUGGCCAACGCCGUCCACUACAUCUGGGAGACGGGCGAGGACAAGUUUGCGUUCAGAUACUUCCACACCGGCUUUUGGGAAAGCUGUGAGAAGCACAGUGACGGGGAGAAAUGCAGGAGCUUCAUCGAGUUAACUCCAGGGGAGACGCAGGGCGUGCUUUGGCUGUCGGUGGUCUCGGAGUUCACGUACAUCGGUCUGCUGGGGAUGGGCUUCUUGCUCAUGUGGUUGGACCUCUUAUGUUCUCACAAAGGAAUGCACUCGCUAAAAAUCAGUGCCUACGCCGCCAUGUGUACCGUCCUGUCAGGUCUUCUUGGCAUGGUGGCCCACAUGAUGUACACCACCGUCUUCCAGAUGACCGUCAUUGUGGGCCCCAAAGACUGGAGGCCUCAGUCUUGGGACUACGGCUGGUCUUUUGCUCUGGCCUGGGUGUCCUUCAGCUGCUGCAUGGGGGCCGCCGUGGUGACGCUCAACUCUUAUACCAAGACCAUCAUCGAACUGCGCCGCAAGCAGAGACUGCGCCUGGAGGAGGCGAGGGCCGCCGCCCACGCGCCCUGCUACGAGGAAGUCAUGUCGGGAGUCGGCGGCGCCGGCGCACCCGGCGGAUUCUAUUCCGUCAGCGGCCUGCUGCAUUGUCCCGACGGCGUCGUGGACGUGGCGUGGGCCACCAACGGCGGCGUCGUAGGGAUGGGGAACCGUGACGUGCCCACUUUGGUUCUCGUGGGAGGCUGCGGGCCCGAGGGCUGCGAGGACUGCGAGAGGGAGAUGGACCGGAUGGAGGUGGCCGUGGACAGGGUGGACUCCCCCUGCUGACAAAAAACUGAAGAUGCCGAGUCGCUAUCUGCAAUUGGACUCUCGGGACAGCUGAUACAGGUCAUGUUGCACUUCCGUUUGAAUAUCGUUUUUUUUUUUUUUUUUGGACAAUCAAAAAAAAAAUUGGCCAAAGAGGCGGGGCUUGUCUGUAUGCGGUGUGGGUGAUUGGAGGAAGGCUCGGGUGAACACCUGCAUCAUCCUGUACAAGACUUGGGUCCUUGAACUCGGCUUUUCCAAAGAUGGGAAUUCUUGUCGGAGAGGUAUUCACGUAGCGUUAUGCCGAAACCGCCGUGUCGUAUGAAAGCGUCCGAAUCGCCAACUAAAAAUGAAAUCAGUCCGUGCUAGCGGUUUCCGGGCUCGACCACAAGACUUGGUGGAAAACUUGGUGGUUUUUACUUCUUUAAGGGACUUUGACAAAACCAGCCCGAGUCCGACUGACAAAAAAAACACCUGUAAGAUGUGGGAGGAGCCUUUGGAUCACACGGCUCCGCAAGACGUUGAUGGUGAAGAUGACACGCCGAGGAGACGCAAAUAUGCCACCUGGUUGGCACCGGUCCUGCACCGGAGUACGUGGAAAAAACCCACAUAUGCAAGUUUAGGAUUAUUAUUCCGACACUUUUAUUGCGUUUUUUUUUUUUUUGGGGGGGGGUCCCCCAAACACAAAGCCCCCUCAAAAAUUCUCAAGAAUCCCUUUUCUGACAACAAACAGGAAGUCUGUCAUUUUGGUUUCGUACUUUGACCGAAGAGAUGAAACCAAGACUGACCGGUAACGAUAAGCGGAGACGACUUUGAGACCUUUGAAGACUCGCUAAGAACCGGAAUCUCUUAGCUCCACAAGGUCCGAUUUGGAUAAUGACGAUGACACCCUGAAUGCAUCCAAAAUGGCCGCCCAAGUAACCGCUAUCCACUUGAGUAAACGCUAAUUUUAGUCUUGUUUGUUGAAACCUGAACGGGGCAAAAAUACUACAACCGCUAUGGAUAGAAAAUGACUGAUUUUCAAAAUAAAAGCUUUUUUUUUUUUUUUUUAGCCAUAAAGCAUUCGGUUCCAAUCAUAAUGAAAACCUCUCUGACAACAUCAGCGAACUGUCCUUUUGGGUCAUUCUUUGGGGGGGGGCGCCGGCCGCCAUGCUGUCCGCCAUGCGCUCCGGGGGCAGAUGCUCCAACAAGGCCACAGACACGCCCGUGCAAUGGAUAGAAAGAUUAUAGAUUUUCAAAAGUCUGCUCUCUUGAUGUCGAACAGAAGAUUAUGCGUAAGGCACUAAUCCACCCUUUGGACCAGGGACCGGCCAGGAGCCACGGCGCCGGGGAUGGAGGGAGCGGAGGGUGGAAGCUGGAAAGAGGUGCUGGCACGCAAACGCAAACAAUGAAUGCUGGUGCGACACACGCACGUCAGCUAAUACUUAUUAUUAGCCUCAUAAUGCUAACGGACAUUUUGGGGAGCAGGUUGACUUACAUAUUCAUUGAUCUUCAUACCCAGGAGAGUGGGGCCCCCGCGGGGGGGGGGGGCAUGCCUGAUGAAUCUUGUCACAUGUCUGAUUUCCAAAAUCAUUAAUUUGGGAAAAUUGUCAUUAAAAAAAAAAAUGAUGGAAUCGAGCAUUCUCGGCCUUGCAAAAAAAAAAAGAUUUUUUGGUUAAAAAAAAAAAAAAAAAAAAUUCCCCAGAAAAUAAUCAUAUGCAAAAAUGCCCCACUUUAUCAGGCGGUCCUUGAACGCACCAUCUAUUCAUGAUAUGAUUGAGUGUUGAGUAGCACUGCUUUAUUAAGCGUGUCAGGCAUAUUUAAAGACGACUCUUGUCACCAGGGAACUGAAUCUCACAUAAAAGUCACUUUUAUUGCAAAUGUUUGAAAUGGGACAACAUGAAGCUAAGCGGCAGGGUUAGGAGAGGGAGAAACCAAGUGUUAAACAUAAGACAUUUUAAUUUCAUCACAAUCUUUUGCUACUUUUAUUGUCAUUUCCAGGAAAAAUACCCAUUCAAUAAAUACAAUUGACUUCCAGGGUGGGAAUAUAACUGAAGUGUACUGUGUACAUACGUAUACAUACAUAUUUAUAUACACAUAUAUAUUAGGGGUGCAUGAUAUGAGGGAAUAUUAAUUACAUCGUACUGAUAAAUUAGAUCAAAAUAGCUCCAAUGUAGUGUGCGGGUGAGCGAAUCAAACACACCUCCCCCUUUAUACGCUGCUCCUCCUGCUAGUAGUGAUGCGCUAGUAGUCAUGUGAUGCAGAAUGUUUAUGGAAAAUGUUCCUGAAAUCAUUUAAUGCAAAUGUUUUCUUAAAUUUUCAUGUUUUUUUAUUUGUAUCUUAUUUUCCGGGAAGGGUUAUUUCCUCAUUUUCUUUUUUUUAAUGAAAAAUUCCCCUUA